AUUCCAUCAUCAAACAAACCAUUGAGAGAGCACAGACAAAAUUUCAUUGGGUGUGCGUCUUCUUGAGGGUUGAGAGAUACCUCUCAUCCAAAGCCCUUCUCUCUCUCUCUCUCUCUCUCUCUCCAUAAAUUUUUCUGGUUCCUAGAAUCCUUCCAUGGAUAUUAUUAUGUCUUCUUCUCUGCUAAUCAAAUCCAGCCCUUGAAUUCCCUUCCCCACUUGCUCAUCCUCUUUGUUCUUUUUCUCCCUCCCUCUGAAUCAUUUGUCUAUUUCACUGCCUUAUUUAUGUUUCCACUCGUUUAUUCUGGUACUUUUCUAUAUUCUCCUCCUCCUCCCCCUCCUUCUUCCUCUGUUUUUUCCUCUGUUUAUGGCGGCUACUCGAGCUGAAAUCCUCGAAAGCCAUGGCGGCACCGCCGCUACUGCAAUUAGCAGGCGAGAAAUUCAGGCAGCCAUUGCCAAGGCCGUGGAGCUCCGGGCCCUCCACGCUGCUCUGAUACAAGGCAACAGUCCCGCCAAUCUCCAGUUCCACUCUGCUUCCCCUGCUCCGCACCAUUUUUCCCAGUUCUCCGCCCAAGAUUACCCCGUUUUUACACCAAGUUAUGAAGAUGAACCAAUUCCAGGGUACCAGCGAAUUCAAUUGGAUAGUCGAACUCUAUCUGAGUGUUGGGGUGAGUAUGGGCUGCCAGAAGGAAAUGUCGAUGAAACAGGCUUACCGGAUUAUAAGAAGAUGAAUGCUUCUUCGAGGAAAGGCUUGGCUUCUGAAUCGAUCAACUUAGAACCCCAUAUAUGUCCGGCUGAAGACCAGAACUCGGUCAGUGGCUCAUGCACUAACAACAUUACAGUGCUUAAAACAUCGCCUGGAACAGAUUACUACAAGUCAAGCAGGAGAAACAGUUUAGGAGAUUUCAGAUCGGUGUCUUCUUGCAAUAAGUGCAAGCCAGCCCUCAUAAGCAGUGAAACUGAUAAUGUCUUAAAGAACAGUAAGAACUCCAAUAUUGUUGUGCCAUUAACUGACUCGCGUUCCUCGAUUCAAACGCCACCCAAAAACCGUGGAUUAAAUCUGUCAUGGUUGUUUUCUCGGCUAAAGAAGAAGCACAGGACUGAAAACUCGCCAAACAGAACAGAAUCAGAAGUUUCCCUAGUUUUUAAGGACUUGGGGAUGUUAUCCAUAGAAACGCUGAGGAAAGAGCUUAUUGAAGCAAAUGAGAGUAGAGAUGCAGCCUUAGUGGAGGUUACCGAGAUGAAAUCUUCACUAGGGGAGUUGAAACAGAAAUUGGAGUACUUGGAGGCUUACUGUGAAGAGCUGAAAAAGGCUUUGAGGCAGGCAAUGCAAACAAAGGACUCCCAAGUACGUGAAACGCUUGGGAAUCUUCCAAAAAGAGGAAAAUCCAUUGAUGGGAAUGUAGACACUCUCAUGCCUGUUAGUGAGGAAGUAAUGGUGGAAGGAUUCCUGCAAAUAGUGUCGGAAGCAAGGUUAUCGGUAAAACAGUUCUGCAAGACCCUCAUCAGCCAGAUUGACGAAGCUGAUGGUACCUUGAUGGAGAACCUAAAUUUGCUUCUUCAGCCCUAUAAGCUAUCACUAAAUUCAAGAUACUCAAAGGCAGUGUUAUACCAUUUGGAGGCGAUCAUAAACCAAUCGCUCUACCUAGAUUUUGAGAACUCGGUGUUCCAAAAGAAUGGCUCCCCAAAGCUAUUAGACCCUCAUCAAGAUCGCCAAGCGCAGUUCUCAUCAUUUGUAGCUCUCAGAAAUUUGAGUUGGAAUGAAGUUCUGCACAAAGGAACCAAAUACUACAGCGAGGAGUUCAGUAAGUUCUGUGACCAGAAGAUGAGUUUCAUUGUGACCACUCUGAACUGGACAAGGCCAUGGCCUGAGCAACUGCUUCAAUCGUUUUUCGUGGCUGCCAAAUGCAUGUGGCUGCUCCACUUGCUCGCGUUUUCGUUCAACCCACCACUGGGGAUUCUGAGAGUUGAAGAAAACAGAAGCUUUGAUCCCCAUUACAUGGAGGACAUGCUAGCAGACAAGCAAAGAUCGCUGGGACAGAGCCGAGUGAAGCUUAUGGUGAUGCCAGGAUUCUACGUGCAGGAUAGAGUACUGAGGUGCAAGGUUCUUUGCAGGUACAAAUCUGUAGUCUAAGUAUUUGUUUUUUCUUUCUUUGUUUUCCCUCCUCUGUUUCUAGUGGUGAGAAUGUACUAAACGGGGAAUGAAUGGUACGCUUGGUUGGUUGGUUGAAGAUUGGAUGAGGCCUUGGAUUGGUGAUAGUGAAAUUGAGGGCUCUUUCAAGGGGCUUCUUGAUUUUUAA
This is a messenger RNA of Diospyros lotus (date-plum), 2297 nucleotides long. Its product is annotated as IRK-interacting protein. The transcript is spliced from 2 exons. The record is from RefSeq and is a predicted model, not a curated record. Bases 365 to 2131 code for a protein of 588 amino acids. NCBI's taxonomy places the organism in Eukaryota, Viridiplantae, Streptophyta, Magnoliopsida, Ericales, Ebenaceae.